AUGAUGAAAUCUAACACAAUUGAAGACAAUCCUAUUGAGCAGAACCUACAGAUAGCUUCCAGAUUGGAUCCAGAUUUAAUACGAAUCCUGAAAGAUGCCAAUAUACUUAACAAUUUGGUGUUGAAGCAAUGCGAUCCCCGAAGCUUCCAAACAGUUGAUCGCGGGAAAUAUAAGAAUCAACAUGGGAAAAAAUUGGCUGAUCUUGUUGCAAGGGCAAAACAGCUUCUUCAUUUUCUCUUUCCAAAAUUCACCGCAAAUUCCGCACAAUUAUUCGAGUAUCUUGCCCAACCACUGUAA
Rodentolepis nana is the source of this 297-nucleotide messenger RNA. The record is from the annotation of a GenBank genome assembly. NCBI's taxonomy places the organism in Eukaryota, Metazoa, Platyhelminthes, Cestoda, Cyclophyllidea, Hymenolepididae.